Megachile rotundata (alfalfa leafcutting bee) is the source of this 2064-nucleotide messenger RNA. RefSeq lists its product as uncharacterized. Lineage: Eukaryota; Metazoa; Arthropoda; Insecta; Hymenoptera; Megachilidae. The record is from RefSeq and is a predicted model, not a curated record.
AUGGAAGGUGCUAAAGAUCCGAAAUCGUUCACGCUCGUUGAGUUGAAUGAGAUUCUAAGGGCAAAAGGACUGGCUACCAAAGGUAGCAAAAACGAGUUGAUAAGUCGCUUGAAUCUCGACGAUCCCAGUGGUGCGUGGGUGACAAUGUGCAUAAACAGUGAUGGUGCAUGUGGCGAAAAAUCACCGCACGACAGUGACGACGAACUUGCGAGCAGCGAUAAAGACGAAAUGCUGCGACGAAGAGAAAUCGAGGUCUGCCGACGGGAGAAAGAAGUGCUCGAGAAAGAACUUGAGUUAGCCCGUCGCGAAAUCCAAAUGUUGCGCCGAAGUGCCGAUCUUCAAAGCGACGGACAAUCGACGUCAAGUCAAUCAAUGCAAUCGCUCCCUAUACCGCAGAAAGUGAACGUAGAGGCAGUGGCAGAUCUUCUGGGUAAUUUCUCCGGGAAUUUGGAGAUGUAUGAAACGUGGGAGAAACAGGUGAAGUUCCUGAAGAUGACCUAUAAGCUCGAGGACGAUAUGACGAAGAUAGUGGUCGGCAAGCGGCUGAAGGAAAAGGCGUGGGAAUGGUUUCAUUUCCAUUCGAAACCAGAGUAUAUGCAUAUGACGUCGGACCAGUUAUUCGCAGGGCUCCGGGGUAUGUUUUUCCACCGCCCAAAUAAGAUCGCUCUAAGACGACAAUUCGAAGACAGAGUGUGGAAAGAAGACGAAACAUUCCACAGCUACGUUCACGAGAAGGUAAUAAUGGGGAAUCGAAUCGCUAUCAACGACGACGAGAUCAUGGGCUACAUAAUCGAUGGCAUCCCAGACCGGAACCUACGCAACAUGGCACGAGUUCAGGCAUUCACGACGAAGGAGCAGAUCCUGCAGGCGUUUGAGGAGAUCUCCCUACAGGACAAGGGUUUCGCAGGGACAUCGACCGGCUCGAAGAACGGAGACAGAAGUGUGGCACGGCGUAAGAUAGAUAAGAACUCUAAGGACGAUACAGGUGAAAGAAGCGAAAAGAAAGACUCGUAUGUUAAGAGGGAUCAAGGUAUGUCGAAACGUUGUUUUAAUUGCGGCAUGAAAGAUCACCGAUUAUUAGAUACGGGAAGCGAUAUCACGAUCAUGAGCGCGAACGCGUAUACGAAAAUCGGUUCACCGCGACUCGAGAAUGAUAUCACGCCGUUCCGAGGGAUCGACACCGAGGAAAAUGCAACGAUGGGUAGGUUUCACGCGAAGCUAACGGUCGAUGAUCAUUCGUAUGCGAUAUCUAUUAAUGUCGUUUCGGAUGUAUUGACGCGAUACUCAUUGUUCAUCGGAAAAGACUUUCUUGACGAGAUUGAAUUAAAUGUUAAGCGUAGAAAAGCUACGAUUAAGCCGUUGAGUGAAAAAGAUUGCAGUUUUGCCGAAAUUUGUCAGAUCGACGUAGUUUGCGAACAGGGAACCGAUAGGGUAGAUUUAGCAAACAUUCAAGACGAUGUACAUAAACAGGCGAUACGAGACUUAAUAGAUAAUUAUAAACCAAGACGAACCCAAGACGCGAAUGUUAAGAUGAGUUUAGUUUUAAAAGACGAGGAACCCGUUUAUCAGCGCGCGAGACGAUUAUCGGCGGUCGAAAAAGACAUAAUCAAUAAGCAAAUAGAAGAAUGGCUCAAUGACGGCAUUGUACAGCCAUCCGUUUCCGAGUACGCAAGCCCAGUUGUUUUAGUAAAGAAGAAAGACGGAUCGAACAGACUCUGCAUAGAUUUUCGGUUAUUAAAUAAAAAGAUAGUCAAAGAUCGGUAUCCGCUGCCUUUAAUAGAAGAUCAGCUAGAUGCACUGCAAAGUGCAAGGGUGUCCAGCACGUUAGACCUAAAGAACGGAUUUUUUCACGUACCAAUAGAAGAGUCAAGUCGAAAAUAUACCGCAUUUAUAGUUCCCGAUGGGCAUUAUGAGUUUCUCAGAGUGCCGUUUGGACUCUGUAACUCACCCACAAUUUUUCAAAAAUUUAUAAACGCUGUUUUCCAAGAUCUUAUUCGCGAGCAUGUGCUAUUAGUUUAUAUAGAUGAUUUAAUAAUACCCUCAGUAGAUUUGAAACGGGAUUGA